Heterobasidion irregulare TC 32-1 is the source of this 738-nucleotide messenger RNA. RefSeq lists its product as uncharacterized. NCBI's taxonomy places the organism in Eukaryota, Fungi, Basidiomycota, Agaricomycetes, Russulales, Bondarzewiaceae. The transcript has 4 exons. The record is from RefSeq and is a predicted model, not a curated record. The annotation marks the transcript as partial.
GCCAUCUCAAACAUCAAACAUUGCCUUGUGACGAAUGAGCUCGCGUCGGAGGCCCGAGUCGAACCAUGUUACUUGCUAAAUCAGCGUCUCUGGGACAACAAGGAGAUGCUGACGCGCCUCGAAUGGCACUGGGGGAUGAAGUACUCGUCGCUAGAGCUGAAUGUGGAGGCGAACAUGAUUUAUCUUCGUCAAGAUUUGUUGGAAUCAUUUGACAGCAACCGCUGGCUGCUUCUCCCACCCCCUGAAAUGGUAGACAGAGUCUGGGCUCGCUAUUUCAUGAUAGAUCUCAAAAGUCCGAUCCAACAAUCUCCUAUCGAGUCGAUUUAUGAAGGUGGUGAGGUCUUUGAAUAUCGAUUGUUUCCAUUGGACAAGGAUCUUCGUCCAAUAAAACGAUUCGAUGAGCCAGACUCGACCAAUCGGUCUUCGCCACUCAAUGCCGACCCCACCGAGGAGAACUCUACCCGCCAUUCAUAUCCAUUUGACAGUCUACCAAUCCUCGUUUCCAGUGUCCGACCCCACUUCGUCAUCCUCGACUCGGCUGGAAAGCUGUUCAAUCAGCCAUGGAUAGUUUCGACCGUGGUGCCUUCACUUUGGCCGAUUUCCGAGUACGAUGCCAGCCACAUGCUUUGGCACCUCGAAUUCGUGUUUGGCUUGAAAUUGAGGCGCCCCCUGGAUUUGCGUCUACGUCGCGCACUCCUCUGUGGGCGUCUGCUCUCGACGCGGGUGCAUGUCUGCUGA